Molecule: messenger RNA, 1438 nt
Organism: Nerophis lumbriciformis (worm pipefish)
Lineage: Eukaryota; Metazoa; Chordata; Actinopteri; Syngnathiformes; Syngnathidae
Biological process (GO): embryo development; regulation of transcription by RNA polymerase II
Cellular component (GO): nucleus
Molecular function (GO): RNA polymerase II transcription regulatory region sequence-specific DNA binding; DNA-binding transcription factor activity, RNA polymerase II-specific
Source: RefSeq, a predicted model, not a curated record
UGAAGAUUGAAGACGUGAUAGAAGAUGGACGACUACUGCUAUGCUAAGAUGGCGACGUCCGCUAAAAGAGAACAUGAAAGAGAAUCAACUUGCGGCAAAAAGACAGAAACUGCAGGUGAAGACGUCCAGCAGCUGAUUGAAUAUCCAGAAGAACCUCCCCCUCAGUCGCCGGGGAGGAGGUCCACUGUGAAGCAGGAGACUUCACAGCCACCCCACAUUAAAAAGGAAGAGGAGGAACUCUGGAUCACUCAGGAGCGAGAGUAUCUUCUUGGACCGCAAGAAGCCGAUCUCACCAAGUUGCCACUGACUGUUGUCUCUGUGAAGACUGAAGAUGAUGAAGAGAAACCACAGCUGGACACGUUCUUAACUCCACUAUCAGAUAGCGAGGCUGAAGACGGGGUUGAAGUAACUUUGAGCAGCGAUACAGACUGUGAAGGUGAUAUGAGGACUCACACUGACAACAAACACUCUGAAUGCUCUACAAAUAAGAAAGGGAAACUGACUUUGAGCUGCUCAAUUUGUGCUAAAAUAUUUAAUAAAAAGAGCAAUUUGACUGAGCACAUGAGAACACACACAGGGGAAAAACCAUUUAACUGCUCAGUUUGUGGUAAAAGCUUUACUAAAAAGAGCAGUUUGGCCCCACACAUGAGAACACACACAGGAGAAAAAACAUGUAUUUGUACAGUUUGUGGUAAAAGCUUUUCUCUAAAGUGCAAUUUGACUCAACACAUGAAAACACACAGUGGAGAAAAAACAUUUAGUUGUUCAGUUUGUGGUCAUAGUUUUUUUCAAAACAGGCAAUUGACUGAACACAUGAGAACGCACACAGGAGAAAAACCGUUCAAUUGUUCAGUUUGUGGUCAAAGUUUUUCUCAAAAGGGCAGUUUGAUUGUACACAUGAGAACACACACGGGAGAAAAACCAUUCAUUUGUUCCGUCUGCGGUAGAAGCUUUUCUCAAAAGACCAACUUGUCUGAUCACAUGAGGACACACACAGGCGAAAAACUAUUUAAUUGUUCAGUUUGCGGGAGAAGCUUUACUCGAAAGCAACAUUUGACCGAACACACGAGAACACACUGUGGAGAAAAACGCUUUAGAUGCUCAGUUUGCAGCGAAAGCUUUUUGGGCAGACCAAAGUUGACUCAACACAUAAUGAAACACAGAGGAGGAAAAACAAAAAAAAGAAGUCCGCUAAAAAGUGAUGAUCUGCUGUGUGUAUGAUACCAGACUCCCCCGUGAAUUAGAACAGCAGUUCCACAAAUUUGGAUGAGAACAACAUGGCUGGUGUUUUCCUUACCUUCCUUUUGGACUACAGAAGUAAACAUGGAAUUGUGUUUGUGUUGUGACUAUGUUUUAUCAUAGUUUUGUACAUGCACACAGUGUAAAUUAUAUUUUCAGAAAAUCAGUUCGUUCGUAGAAUAAAAGCUAUUGGAGUCUA